Cylas formicarius (sweet potato weevil) is the source of this 2113-nucleotide messenger RNA. It is a transcript of the gene Wdr82, whose product is annotated as WD repeat-containing protein 82. Gene Ontology annotation, cellular component: Set1C/COMPASS complex. NCBI's taxonomy places the organism in Eukaryota, Metazoa, Arthropoda, Insecta, Coleoptera, Brentidae. The record is from RefSeq and is a predicted model, not a curated record. The transcript has 2 exons. Bases 121 to 1071 code for a protein of 316 amino acids. Gene Ontology annotation, molecular function: chromatin binding; protein binding.
GUGGGUAGCGGGCUGGGUUUGCGGGUUUUGUUAUUGAUAAUUUUGUCUUCCGUUUUAGAGGAUAAAAGAUAUUUUAUUUUGAUUUGCUUUUUCAAAUAAGUACCAAAGACGGCUGUCCCAAUGAAGAUGAAACUGGUGGACCAGGUGGUCCGAAGUUUUCGGGUCGCUAAGGUCUUCCGAGAAAACACCGAUAAGAUAAACAGUAUCGACUUUUCGCCGAACGGAGAAACGCUCAUAUCAUGUAGCGAAGACGAUCAAAUCGUGAUUUACGAUUGCGAAAAAGGCACCCAAGUCCGCACUGUUAACAGUAAAAAAUAUGGUGUGGACUUAAUACAUUUCACACAUGCAAAAAAUACUGCUAUACAUAGUUCCACAAAAGUUGACGAUACCAUCCGAUAUUUGUCUUUACAUGACAACAAGUACAUAAGGUAUUUUCCUGGACACACCAAGAAAGUCGUGUCUCUUUGCUUGUCACCAGUUGAGGAUACGUUUCUCUCGGGUUCUCUGGACAAAACUCUACGAUUAUGGGAUCUGAGAUCACCCAAUUGUCAAGGCUUGAUGCAUCUCUCGGGCAGACCUGUUGCCGCUUAUGAUCCUGAGGGGCUUAUUUUCGCUGCUGGUGUUAACUCAGAAUGCAUAAAGCUUUAUGAUUUGAGGUCGUUUGACAAGGGCCCAUUUGUCACAUUUAAAUUGACCCAGGAAAAAGAAUGUGACUGGACCGGCCUAAAGUUCUCCCGAGACGGAAAAACUAUCCUAAUCAGCACCAACGGCUCCAUAAUAAGAUUAAUCGAUGCUUUCCAUGGAACUCCUUUGCAGACAUUUACAGGGCACCUCAACAACAAAGGUAUCCCCAUCGAAGCUUCGUUCAGUCCUGAUUCGCAGUUCAUAUUUAGUGGUUCCACGGAUGGACGGGUACAUGUAUGGAAUGCAGAUACAGGAUUCAAAGUGUGUGUUUUGAAUGCCGACCAUCCAGGUCCGGUACAGUGUGUUCAGUUUAAUCCGAAAUUUAUGAUGCUUGCUUCUGCUUGCACCAAUAUGGCCUUCUGGCUUCCCGCUAUGGAAGACACUUAAGUAAUAUUAAGGAGUUGUGUUUAAAUGAAAACACGAUCUGAAAAAAAAAAUUGGUAAAUUGCCAUCAAAGAGGACUUUUCAACCUCACCCAUUGCGACUUUGUAAAUAAUUUUUAAUAUUUUUUAUAUAUAUUUUUUAUGAGGAUUAAAUAACAUUGUGUAAGGAAUUGGAAACGUUUUAUUAAAGGUAAAGAGAGAAAAGUUUCUUACAGGCACCAGAUAUUGCAUAUGUAGAUAUACAUGGCGACCCAAAAUAACGUCUUUUUAUUCAAAAGCAAAAGCUGAUUUUGUAAUAAAAUUUAUACUGUGAACCUUUGGGUCACAAUGCACACGAAAAAAAAAAUUGUUCUGCUGUGUUGGGACAUGUCAGCACUAAAUAAAUGUGCCAGAAGAGACGGGGGGUGGGGGGUGUUGUGACGCAAUGCGAGGUGGUAUGUUAAUUUAAUGCAGCCCUGAAAUGUCAUUGCAUCCAUUUAUGUUGUCGCCCCUAUAGGUUUAGCAUGUAGUGAUUAAUUACCUCUAAGGGUUUUCAGUAUUUUUUGUAAUAAGUUUGUAAAUUUUUUUAAGGAACUUUAUGUGGUAAAUUCCAAUGCUGUCAUUGGUGUCUAGUUAAGUGGUUAUAAAAUACAGCGUAUUUUGUGAGGAAAGGGAAAAAUUUUGCUGAGUUUCCCUCAAAAUAGUUAAUUUGAUUGUCAUCAAAUCUAAAUUAUAACGACAUUUUUCACUGAAGUAGUUUUUUAAAUUAAGUAAAUUAUGGGUCUUUUUAUUAUUGAAAUCUGCUAAUAUAGUCUAUAAUAAUAUAGUAUAGUUUUAUAGAACUUUUCAAUUUUUCUCACGAAACAUGCUGUAUAUUUUUAGUUUAGUUAAAGACGCUGGAUAAAAGCAAAUCGCUAAAUAAAUAUACAUUUCUGGUAAAAAAAAAUUACAAAGCAAUAACUAUCCAUAUAUUCAAUGCGCUUCCCUGUAAAUUAAUAUCCCACUAAUUCUAUAAUUUUGUAAUUAGUUGUUAAAUCAUAUUCAUGUUUUCAAUAAAUUUUCUAUAG